Molecule: messenger RNA, 2787 nt
Organism: Girardinichthys multiradiatus
Lineage: Eukaryota; Metazoa; Chordata; Actinopteri; Cyprinodontiformes; Goodeidae
Gene: ndufs8b
Product: NADH:ubiquinone oxidoreductase core subunit S8b
Exons: 7
Coding region: 87-794 (235 amino acids)
Biological process (GO): mitochondrial electron transport, NADH to ubiquinone; mitochondrial respiratory chain complex I assembly
Cellular component (GO): membrane
Molecular function (GO): 4 iron, 4 sulfur cluster binding; NADH dehydrogenase activity
Source: RefSeq, a predicted model, not a curated record
GCAAAUAUACAGUGUUCAAAGUAAUGCAAAUUAAGAAGGAAAUAUUAAAAGGUUAACAGGGUCGAGACAUUGUAGCUCAUAGAUAAAUGGGUUUAACGAGGCGCUUUGAACGCAGCAUUUAUAAAACUGCGCAGUUCAGGGAACUCGUUUCAGAGAUGUCUGCUGCACUCAGUCUGCGUCUGCUACACUGCUACUCGAAGCACGGCACAUUUGGACCUGGUUCUGGUGUCAGGCGCACAUUCAGUGUUAGUGCACUGAGAGAAGGCUACAAGUAUGUAAAUGCUCAGGAGCUGCCAACUGACCUGAGAUCCAUCACUGACCGAGCUGCAACAACCCUCUUAUGGACAGAGCUUUUAAGAGGUUUGGGGAUGACCAUGAGUUACCUGUUUCGUGAACCAGCCACCAUCAACUACCCGUUUGAGAAGGGUCCACUUUCGCCACGGUUUCGUGGAGAGCACGCCCUCCGCCGGUACCCCAAUGGAGAAGAGCGCUGCAUUGCUUGUAAGCUGUGUGAAGCCAUCUGCCCUGCUCAGGCCAUUACUAUUGAAGCUGAGACUCGAGCUGAUGGCAGCAGGAGAACUACACGUUACGAUAUUGACAUGACCAAGUGCAUCUAUUGCGGUUUCUGUCAGGAAGCUUGUCCUGUUGAUGCCAUUGUUGAGGGUCCAAACUUUGAGUUUGCUACAGAGACUCACGAGGAGCUGCUGUACAAUAAAGAGAAGCUGCUCAACAACGGAGACCAAUGGGAGGCUGAGAUAGCAGCCAACAUACAGGCAGAUUAUCUUUACAGAUAAACUGCUGUGUCAGAGAUACACCAUUGAAUAUAUGCAUUAAAUAAAUAGCUAAAUGUAGCCUUACUGAUGCAAAAGUGAAUUAGGGGUAAGAACUGAAGUCCUGCUGCAGACAUGUACAAAUUGUACAAAUUAUACACUGCCUGGUGAAAAAUGUCAUGUUUUUUUACUGGAUCACCGUCAUCUUUGACUGUGGCUGAUAAUAAUUUAAGUGUUGUUCUGCCAAGGUUAUUACAAACCAUUCCCAACCAAAGUAGCAGUUUUAAGACUUUACACUGAUGUACGGUUGAACUGUGGCUUAAAGUCUUCUUUAGCACAUCUCUCGCCAGACCUACAGCCUGCUGAGCCACCCGUGUUGGAAAAUUUUGUCUAAUUGUCUUGGCGUUAUCAUGUGUGAGCAUACCUCUGCCAUCAGGGAUGAAAUAAUCAUUUUAUGGAAAAAGAAAAGGUCAGCUAACAUAUUCAGGUAGGCAGAUAACCUUAUUUUUGCAUUAAUCAUUUCCUGAAGCAACCCUAUGGAUUAACACCGAUCCACAGUCCUGUAUUGUUGACACUAUUAAUGAUGGAUUCAUCAAUGUGUCCACUGCUCUUUUUAAACUAAUGCACUCAUCACUCUGAAUCAGGGUCAGUUUGGACUCAUUAGACCACGUGACUUUUUUGCCAUUGUUCCGGAAUAUAAUCUUUAUGCUUUCUAUCAAGCUUUUUUCCACUGUUAGCUUUACUGAUUGUUUUUUAUUAAGACUAUUUAUAUGCAGUUUAGUGCAAUUAAUGAGAGUAGUAUCCAUAUUGCAUAUUUCUUUACUUUUAGUUUUACUAUGGUAGAAUGGUAGAUUGUUGCAUUAAUUACCCAUUUAUUAAUAAAGCAUCUCACAGUUAAUCGGUAUCUUAUAUAGCUAGGGGUUUUCCAAAGUGUGGCCCAGGGGCCAUAUGUGGCCCUUGGAAUUAUGUUUUAUGGCCUGCGGACAAAAUUUUAAAAUGGCACAAAUUUGGUCCGCCAACUCUGGCGGUUGAUGCAGUCAAACACUUUUUAAACAUAUUUAGGACAAUAUUUUCACCGACAAAUUAAAAUCUUCAUAAAAUGGAAAGGUACGGCAAACACUAUUUGUCUCGUAUUUACCAUGUUUUUUUCUUUAAUUGUAGGCUCAUAGGAAACAGGACCACAAACAUCUGGUGACCUUUACUCAAAAGCAGAUUUGGAAGCAGCCAUUCAUUAAAUUUGGCUAAGUAGAGCAAGCAUUUUUUUCAAGGCCAAGAGAAUAAAAAACAAUCAGAUGCCUAUCUUUUAAUAAGGCAAGUAUGCAAAAAAACCUUGUUAGGUGUUGGAUCUUCCAUAAUCUAUGCACCCCUUUUCAAAAAAAAAAACAAAAAAAAAAAUCAGACUUCUUUGUUUCAUAAAAAUAUUGCAUUUAGUUUAGAUUUGAAAAAAGUAUAUUUUUUAAGAUUUCAAAAAAUAUUUUUUUGUUUUUUUGAUUAGAGAAAGAAAAAAAAUUACAUUUUUAUGACCCAUGACCACUAUUAACUUGAGGAACCUGGCACGAGUGUCAAAAAGUUUGGACACUACUGGUUUAAGCAUUUUCCUUUUUUAUUUCUUUGACGCAAAUCUGAAAUAUGACCCUUCAACUAUUGUCAUAUCUUUUGUACAAACACUGGAAAAAAUGGUUAAAAAUUAUUAAGCUAGUGAUUAUCAUUAAAGGUGAAAUCCAGGAAGUUAGAACCCUGAACAUCUAAAUUUGUUUUGUUUGUUUUUCAGUGCAAAACUCUUACGUUUUUCCACAGAUAAAUCGGGGUAGUGACAAUUUUUGGCCUGGCAGUGUUCUGUUUUUGAAUUGUUUAAUGUCGAAUUUUGCGCAGUCUGUAAUAGACCAAUUACUGUGACACAAUGAUAGCAUAUUGAUUGUAUAACUUGAAGAUACUAUACGUGAGUAAUUUUAAAGUACCAAAGCUUUUUAGUAGAAAUAUAAAUAUGUUAUGUAGAAAUAAAGCAGAUAAAAUAAAU